AUAGGAUAGUACUAGUUAAACUAUAUCAUACGAAAGACUUAUAUUUUGCUUAGUAUAAUUAAUUUAAAAUAAAACUAUGAUUGCCAACAAUUGCGCAUUUUUGUUAUGUUAUUUUGCUAUAACAUUAAAAAUAAAAUCAAUGGAAUCAGCAGGUAACCAGAUUGCUCCUUUGCGAUUAUACACUCAAUCAACUGGCCCAAGCUAUGUACAAACCAUAAAUAGAUUGAUAACGUACAAUAAACAUCCAGUUAGCAUUAAACACGCAGAUGUAAUACUUCUGUCAACCCGUUCUUUGGGUACUUUUUUGGAUUACCAAUUGAAAUUAAAAAGCCGUGAAAAACUAGAGGAAAAAGCUGAAGACAUCAGAUGUAGUUUUUGUGUAAUUGCAAAAUCAAAAUUAGUAUACUUGAAGGACUUAUUUGUAAAGCUAAAAGACGGAGAGCCUUUCAUUGAUAACGCGGAAACUGUGACACGUCUUAAAGAAGAAACCGGAAUUAUAAUUUAUUUAUUAAUGUGGGGAAAUUUAGAGACAGGCAAAUGGCUUUGGAGUUAUUAUUUAAAAAUUAUUGCAAUCAGCCAAUACGAAGAUAACAAACGAUUCAUCCAAGAAAACCCAUUCGAAGACGAACAACUGCAAACCGGCGUUUUAGAUUUCAUUGAAAAUUGUAUAGCUAAAGAGUACCUACCUGAGACUGCAAUAGAAUCUGAUUUGGUUUCAAAAAAGCCAAAGGUGUACAAAAAUAUUUUUUCUUUUUUACGCCGUACCGAAAUAUUUGCAGAUAAUUUAAACAGCAGUAUCACUUUGGCACCGACUGAAUUUUUAUAUCUAAAACCAUUCUGGGAAGACGCAAAUCAAAUAUUGUUCAAACAAUUAGCCGGAGUCAAUGUCGAUUGGAGUAAUGUGAAACAACGACAUGAAGUCGAGGUUGCUAUUACCAAAGAAUUUGUAGAAAAUCGUACUUGGAUUUACAAACCAUACGAACGACUCGACCACCAACUUCUAAUAAUCAAAAUUAUCGAUGCCAGAUUUUAUUGUUUCUUUUCAGUUGUACUGUACAUAUAUGAAAAACAAUUUAAUAUACUGGACGAACAGACGAUGACAGACACCAGAAAACUUAUAAAUAACGUUCUCCAAGACACAUUGAAUUUAAUGGAGUAUAAAGAUGAUUUUCUUUUGAAUAUUAUAUCAGAAUUUAAGUUUGGAAUAAUAAGCGACGUUAACGACAUAAAAGACAUUUUAGCUAGAGUUAGGACAAAGGCCAACGAGAUCCUUAACGAUUUAAAUGGUGUUAGCGCAAACGAAAUUGAUUGGUUUAGUUUCAACGUUAACGAAGACCAACUGUCUACCACCGAAUGGAUAGUAAGAAUCAUUAAUGGUUUUAAUGAUUAUUUAAAUGAAUUAACAGUCUUCUGCUUGCCGUUCAAAUAUAAAGUGUUUUUGCAUUUCAUAGAUCUCGUUAAAUAGUCGGCUACUCAUUAUUUUUAAAUUGUUAACACAAUGUUUAUUUAAAUUUAAUUUAAUUAAAUAACUUUUAUUUUGAUUUUUACGGAUGCAGAUUUAUAAAAAUACAAAUUAUCCAGAAAGAUUUCUGUGGAAAAUUUAAUCUCAUCAUCUAAUUAUAUAAAUAUAUUGGCAUGAAAAUAUUGGCUGGGGGCAUAUUAUAAUAGUACUGUAAUUAAGCUUUAUUUUAAAUAAAAAUACAAAGUAUUUCAUUGUUUCAGUAUGCUGGUAAAGUUAACUUUUUUUUGUUGAAUAAUUAUUAUUAAUAUACCUUUAAUAGAGCCAUUAAAAAAAAACCAUAUUAAUCUACAGUAUGAUUAAGUAGUAGGUAAUUUAAUGCAAAUGCAUACUGGGUACGUUUAAGCUUCAAAAGUCAAUAAGCUUAAGGAAAUACUAAAACAGAUAAAAAUCCACCGUCAUCGAUAGUGUACAACUUACCGAUACGAAAUAACACAAAUUGGCAAUAAACUAUCGAAGUUAACACUAGUUAUAAGCAAAAUGCGCGGAUUAUUAUUUUGACAUAUUUUUCAACGCCUAGUUCAAUCAAUAAAUUACCCAGUUACUAGUUAGUUGCCUGACAAAUACAUUAAAGAGAAAAUACCAUAGCAACAAUAAAAAUGUGUAUUGAUACCUGUUUCCGCAGAAAUAAUUAAUUUUUAUCAUACGAGUUUGUUAUCUUUGUUAUCAAAUGAGUUUAUUAAAAAAAUUCAUGCAGUGAAGGUUUAAAAAAAAUAUGUAAAAUAAAAUAUAAUACAUGAUUUAUCAAUAAUUUGUGUGCCUGGCCAUUAAAAUA
This is a messenger RNA of Adelges cooleyi (spruce gall adelgid), 2294 nucleotides long. RefSeq lists its product as uncharacterized. The transcript is spliced from 2 exons. Bases 77 to 1465 code for a protein of 462 amino acids. Lineage: Eukaryota; Metazoa; Arthropoda; Insecta; Hemiptera; Adelgidae. The record is from RefSeq and is a predicted model, not a curated record.